Molecule: messenger RNA, 4496 nt
Organism: Cololabis saira (Pacific saury)
Lineage: Eukaryota; Metazoa; Chordata; Actinopteri; Beloniformes; Belonidae
Product: protein NLRC3-like
Exons: 10
Coding region: 80-3025 (981 amino acids)
Molecular function (GO): protein binding
Source: RefSeq, a predicted model, not a curated record
UGAUUUCAGCAGAUGAAGCUGCGACGCAGUUGGAGCAGCUGAUUCAAAGAUGGUGGGUGUUUCUGGUUCAUGUCUCUGAAUGACUGAAGUCCAGAAGAUGGAUGAUUGUGUGGAGGAAGAGGAGGAGAGACCAGAGUCUCCAGGAUCCAUCAGUGUCUCUAUGAAGAGUGACUGGUCCAAAGAUGAACCUCCAUACUUCAGUGAAGAACCUGGACCUUCAGACACAAAAGGUCGGUACUGCAGUCAGAGACCAGAGUCUCCAGGAUCCAUCUGUCCGUCUAUGAAGAGUGACCGGUCCAUCGAACUCCCUUUAGAGUUCAGUAAAGAACCCGGACCUUCAGACACAAGGUUCUUCAGAAAGAGCUCAUACCAGUCGGCUUCAUCGGAAAAUCUGGGAUCCAGAGCAAGCUCUCCACAAGCAGAUGCUGGUCUGCAGCAGGUCCUAGAUGAACAUAAGACCAGUCUGAGGAGCAGAUGUGAACAUGUGACUGAAGGAACUGAUGAACCAGGAAGUAGAACCCCCCUCAACAGGAUCUACACGGAGCUCUUCAUCACAGAGGGACUGAGUGAAGAGGUUGAUACCCAACAUGAGGUGAGGCAGCUGGAGACAGCUUCCAGGAUGAAGAGCCUCCAUGACGCUCCAAUCAGGUGCCAGGACAUCUUUAAAGCCUUACCUGACCAACGUGGAGACAUCAGAGUGGUUCUGACCAACGGCGUCGCUGGCGCUGGGAAAACCUUCUCUGUUCAGAAGUUCUCUCUGGACUGGGCCGAGGGCUGGGAGAACCAAGACGUCACCGUGGUGAUUCUGCUCUCGUUCAGGGAGCUGCACCUGAUCGGAGAUGAGCAGCUCAGUCUUCUCAGGCUGAUCCAGGUUUUCCAUCCAUCGUUCCAGAAGCUCACAGCAGAGCAGCUGGCUGCCGGGAAACCGUUGUUCAUCUUUGACGGCCUGGAUGAAAGCAGACGUUCCCUGGACUUCUACAACGGUCCGGUGGUGUCUGACGUCACACAGAGCUCAUCGGUCAACGUGCUGCUGACCAACCUCAUCCAGGGGAACCUGCUUCCCUCAGCUCUCAUCUGGAUCACUUCCAGACCUGCAGCAGCCAAUCAGAUCCCUCACAAACACGUGGACAGGCUGACAGAAGUACGAGGCUUCACCGACGGCCAGAAGGAGGAAUACUUCAGGAGGAGGUUCAGGGAUGAAGAGCGGUCCAGCAGCAUCGUCUCCCACAUGAAGACAUCCAGAACCCUCCACAUCAUGUGUAAACUCCCGGUCUUCUGCUGGAUCACUGCUACAGUUCUGGACCACAUGUUGACCACAAAGCAGAGAGGAGAGCUGCCCAAGACCCUGACUGACAUGUUCUCCCACUUCCUGCUGGUCCAGACCAAGAGGAAGAAGAACAAGUACCAGGAGGGACGUGAGACGAGUCCACAGGAGCUGACGGAGGCUGACAGGGACCUUCUCCUGAAGCUGGGGAGGCUGGCGUUGGAACAUCUGGAGAAAGGAAACAUCAUGUUCUACCAAGAAGACCUGGAGCAGUGUGGUCUUGAUGUCCCAGAGGCCUCGGUGUACUCAGGAGUUUGUACCCAGAUCUUCAGGAGAGAGUGUGAGGUCUUCCAGAAACCCGUCUACUGCUUUGUUCAUCUGAGCAUCCAGGAGUUCCUGGCUGCAGUCUACGUGCUCCACUGUUGGUCCACCAGAAACACAGAUGUGCUGAAGAACUUCCUGGGAGAAGAUUCAGAUGAAUCCAUGGAUAACCUCCUGGGAGGAAACUACAGAUACUCAUCUCUGGAUAAGUUCCUGAAGAGAGUCAUGCAGAAAUCCCUGGAGAGUAAAAAUGGCCACCUGGACCUGUUUGUCCGCUUCCUUCAUGGUCUUUCUGUGGAGUCCAACCAGAGACUGUUAGGCGGUCUGAUGGACCAGACGGAGAACGGCCCAGAAACCAUCCAGAGAGUCAUCAACAACCUGAAGAAGAUGAACACUGACAGUAUCUCUCCCGACAGAAGCAUCAACAUGUUCCAGUGUCUGAUGGAGAUGAACGACCUCUCAGUUCAUCAGCAGAUCCAAGAGUUCCUGAAGUCAGAGAACAGAUCAGAGCAGGAACUCUCUCAGAUCCAGUGUUCAGCUCUGGCCUACAUGCUGCAGAUGUCGGAGGAGGUUCUGGAUGAGUUGGACCUGAGCAAGUACAAGACAACAACAUGGGGUCGACGGAGACUGAUUCCAGCUGUGAGGAACUGCAGAAAGGCUCGAUUUGUUGAGUGUGAACUCUCAGAGACUCACUGUGAAGUUGUUGCGUCCGCUCUGAAGUCUAACCCCUCCCAUCUGACACAACUGGACCUGAGUGAGAACUGGAACAUGCAGGAUUCAGGAGUGAAGGUUCUGUCUGGUGGACUGGAGAGUCCAAACUGUAGACUGGAGACUCUGAGGUUGGAGAACUGCAGGAUGUCAGAGAUCAGAUGUUCUUCUCUGGUCUCAGCUCUGAAGUCCAACCCCUCCCAUCUGAAACUUCUGGACCUGAGUGGGAACAACCUGCAGGAUUCAGGAGUGAAACAUCUGAGUGGAUUUCUGGAGAGUCCAGACUGCAGACUGGAGACUCUGGGAUUGGUGGACUGCAGUUUGUCAGAGAUCAGCUGUUCUUCUCUGGUCUCAGCUCUGAAGUCCAACCCCUCCCAUCUGAAACUUCUGGACCUGAGUGUCAACUACAUCCUGCAGGAUUCAGGAGUGAAACAUCUGUGUGGAUUUCUGGAGAGUCCAGACUGCAGACUGGAGACUCUGAGAUUGAAGGGCUGCAGUUUGUCAGAGAUCAGCUGUUCUUAUCUGGUCUCAGCUCUGAAGUCCAACCCCUCCCAUCUGAAACUUCUGGACCUGAGCUGGAACAACCUGCAGGCUGCAGAUGUGAAGCAGCUUUCUGAUCUGGUGGACAGUCCAGACUACCAGCUGAAGACUCUCAGGUGGAGAGAUGAUGAAAGUGUGUCCUCUACAGCUGGUCAUGAUGAGAGUGUCAAGGACGGAUGUGUCGUGUCCUGAUCGUCCUCAGAGUUGAAGCAGACCGUGAUGAAGAUGAAGAUGAAGAUGUACAUAGUUUCUGAAUUACAGAGUUUUAAAAAACUUCUUAUAUAUUCAUUUAUUUCAUGUUAAGUCAAAAAGUCUUUAUUGUUAUUAUAUUAAUGUUAAAAAAACAGUACAUCAAAAUGUAGCCUUUAAUUUGAACUUGAGUCUCAUUCAACAAGUAAGCAUUUUGUCUAAAGUCUGGAUGAGUUCUAGUUUGGAGGUUCCUACUACUAAUGUAGUGACGGAUAAAUGUCUGCGGAGCUGCUCAGCAAAGCAGCCGUCUCCUCCUCCGAGUCACAUGUCUCCCCCGGUGUUUUCUUUUUAAUUACAUGUUUCUGUUUCAUUCCAAGUUUUCCUUUGGCUGUUGUCGCGUUUUCAGCUUCGUCAGGUUUUUAAAGUUUCUCUCCGCGUCACUGAUGAAGAGAGAGACUGAAGAGAUCCGUGGAAAUAGCAGCAUUUGUUCAUGAAACACAAAACACAAAUGAACUUGACUUGGUCAAUGAAUGUUCCUCAGAGUUUGUUCCAGUAAAUAUUGUAAAUGUUUUCUGGAUAUUAUGAUGAAUUUUAACCAACCUGAUCUCACAAAAAUCUGUGAAAUGGCCACGACCUCUAACCACUAUUUUCCGUGGUAUAUACACGGAAAAUGGUAAAAUUCCGUGUGAGCACCACGGAUAUUGUACCAUGCAAAGUCAAUGGGAUCCGUUGUCGUGAUAUAUACACGGAUUAUGACAUUAUUAUUAUUUAUAUAUUAUUCUUUGUUAUAGUGGCUAAAUUAUGAGUUUUUGUCGCGCAAGGUACAGUUUGUUACUGUCAGUUUGUAAAAGCAUGUUUUUAACGCUGUUUUAGCAGUGUUUUAUUGAGGUUUUAAUGGGAGCACCACGGAUAUUGUACAAUGCGAAUCAAUGGAUACCGUUUUCGUGAUAUAUACACGGAUUAUGGCAUUAUUAUUAUUUAUAUAUUAUUCUUUAUUAUAGUGGCUAAAUUAUGAGUUUUUGUCGCGCAAGGUAUUGUUUGUUACUGUCAGUUUGUAAAAGCAUGUUUUUAAGGCGGUUUUAGCAGUGUUUUAUUGAGGUUUUAAUGGGAACACCACGGAUAUAGUACUAUGCGAAUCCAUAGGAUCUGUGGUCGUGAUAUAUACACGGAUUAUGACAUUAUUAUUAUUUACAUAUUAUUCUUUGUUAUAGUGGCUAAAUUAUGAUGUUUUGUUGCGCAAGGUACCCUUUCUAUUAGGUCAUUCAUGUAGACUCCCUCUGGCCCUGGAUUUGGAAUGUUUUUUGCUAGCUCAGGACCCACAUUUACAAAAAACUGAUUAAAACUGCUUACCACCUCAUCCAUAUUAUAAUUUUCAGUAUCAUUUAUAACAAAGUAUUUAGGUAAAUUGUUCUGUUUAAUAUUAACAAUAUUAUUGUUUAGUAUAUUCCAUAUCCCCUUAAUAUUGUUUUUAAUU